GCUAGUGCCAACCCUGAGCUAUGUCCGGUUCCUAAACCGAGACAGAUCACAAAAAGCUCUUUUCCGGUGGAGUAAGCUGGCGCAACUGGUGAAAUUUCGGGAUGAAGUCUGUCCCUGAAUCCCUGUUUGAGUCUAGAGCCGUGUCUCAGAGUGGACGUCACUCCUGGACUGGUCGUGUCGGUCGUUGUAUAUAGAGUUGGACGGGGCUGCCUUGCUCUCUGCUCCUCUCUUCUCCUUCUCUCAGCACGCAGGCUUGCUUCAAUCCACAUUCUUUCUUCUGAGAUUGUUAGGUCUGUGACCAUUUCAUUCUUUCUCUUCCUUUCGCUUCAGUCCAAGUCUCUCCUUGAUCGAUCCACGUUCGGUAUACUGGUAUACCUGUUCCAUUUUCUGAACCUCAUACUUUCCACAUUUCGAUUCUCAACCACCUCACAACCGACACAAUGAAGCAAACCGGAACUCUUGUUGCCCUUGCCGGCCUGGUCUCCAUGGUCCACGGUCACGGUUUUGUUACCUCCCCCAAGCCUCGUAUGCCCGGUCCGGCCAUGAAGGCUGCCUGCGGUAACCAGGUGGAGGUCAACCAGCAGUCCGACAACUACGGCAACAUCCAGGGUGAGCUUCAGGUCGCCAAGAGCCAGAGCGACUACAGCGCCGGGGAGUGUGACAUCUGGCUCUGCAAGGGUUACAAGUUCGACGACAACAAGGACAACGUCUACUCGUACACCGCCGGCCAGACCGUCGACUUCGUGGUCGACAUCCGUGCCCCUCACACCGGUGUGGCCAACGUCUCCGUCGUCGAUACCGCCACCAACACUGUGAUUGGCAAUACUCUCAAGUCCUGGACCGACUAUGCCUCGACCGCCACCGGUGUCUCCCAGGACGAGACCAACUUCAGCAUCACCAUCCCCGACAACCUUGGCAGCAAGUGCUCCGAGGCAGGUGCUUGUGUCAUCCAGUGGUACUGGUUUGCCGAGUCGAUCGACCAGACCUACGAGUCCUGCAUUGACUUCACUGUUGGCGGCUCCGGCUCUUCCAGCUCUGGCUCUGGCUCCAGCUCUGGCUCUUCGGCUGCAACCACUACUCCCAGCGUUGCUGUCACCACUCCCAGCACCGGAAACAACGUUGUCUCCACGCCUACCACCAUGGUCACCAGCGUGAGACCGACUGCCACCGCGGCCGCUGGCACCGGUAGUGACGCUAGUUCGUCCGCGUCUUUCCCCACCAGCGGCACUACUGAGGAGCAGCUUAGCUACGUUGCUUCUGUUCUGAAGAGUCUGCUGCAGUAUAUUGCUUAGGAGUGAAGAAACCGAGGUACCAUCUGGAGGGUGCAAUGUGUGUAACUAGUGAUAGAAAUAGAAUUGCCUG
This is a messenger RNA of Aspergillus novofumigatus IBT 16806, 1362 nucleotides long. RefSeq names its product lytic polysaccharide monooxygenase. Bases 441 to 1292 code for a protein of 283 amino acids. The record is from RefSeq and is a predicted model, not a curated record. The transcript has a single exon. Lineage: Eukaryota; Fungi; Ascomycota; Eurotiomycetes; Eurotiales; Aspergillaceae.